Loxodonta africana (African savanna elephant) is the source of this 7851-nucleotide messenger RNA. Its product is annotated as olfactory receptor 8G50-like. Gene Ontology annotation, cellular component: membrane. Gene Ontology annotation, molecular function: olfactory receptor activity; odorant binding; G protein-coupled receptor activity. The record is from RefSeq and is a predicted model, not a curated record. NCBI's taxonomy places the organism in Eukaryota, Metazoa, Chordata, Mammalia, Proboscidea, Elephantidae. Bases 6190 to 7140 code for a protein of 316 amino acids. Gene Ontology annotation, biological process: sensory perception of smell; G protein-coupled receptor signaling pathway. The transcript has 6 exons.
UUUAGUUUAUUUUCUUUUUGCCAGAAGAUGUCUCUUAACAUUUCUUGAAGUAUGUGCCUAAUAGAGACAAUUAUUAUUAUUAUUAUUAUUGUAUUUAUUCAUCUGGAAAUGCUUUUAUUUUCCAACCAUCACUUUUGAAGUAUAUUGGCAGUGGCUGUAGAAUUUUAGGUUGGUUGUUAUUUUGUUUAACACUUUAGAAAUAUUUUCCCAUUGUCUUCUGACUUUAUCAUUUAAGAAAUGAAAUAAUCAUUUCCUUACUGUGUUCAUGAUUUUCUCUGUUUUUUUUUUCCUUUUUUAGUAGUUCCCCUCUGAUAUGUGAGAUUUUUCUUUUCAUCCUUCUUGGGAUUAUAAUGUUUUACAAAGAGGAACUUGAAGUACUUACUGAUGAAGAUCAAAGACUAUAGCCUUCAGUAUGAAUUGCACCUCAACAUAAAGAAAAAAAAAAAUACAACCAGACCAAUAAGCAAUAUCAUGGUAAACGGAGAAAAUAUUGAAGUUAUCAAGAACUUCAUUUUGCUUGGCUCUACAAUCAACACCCAUGGAAGCAGAAAUCAAGAAAUCAGAUGAUGUAUUGCAUUGGGCAAAUCAGCGGCAAAAGACAUAUUUAAAGUGUUGAAAAGCAAAGAUAUCGCUUUGAGGACUAAGGUGUGCCUGAACAAAACCAUGAUAUUUUCAAUUGCCUCACAUGCAUGUGAAAGUUGGACAAUGAACAAGGGAGAUCAAGGAAGAAUUGACACCUUAGAAAUAUGGUGUUGACAAAGAACAUUGAAUAUACAUGAACUGCCAGAAGGAUGAACAAAUCUGCCUUGGAAGAAGUACAAUCAGAGUGUUCCUUAGAAGUAAAGAUGGUGAGACUUCAUCUCACAUACUUUGGAUAUGUUAUCAGGAGGAACAAGUCUCUGGAGAAGGACAUCAUGCUUGGUAAAGUAGAGGGUUAACGACAAAGAGGAAGGCCCUCAGUGAGGUGGAUUGACACAGUGGCUACAACAAACAUAACAAAGAUUGUGAGGAUGGCACAGGACCAGGCAGUGUUUCAUUGUGUUGUACAUAGGGUACCUAUGAGUCAGAACAGACUCAAAGACACCUAACAAUAACAAUGACAAUAUUCCCCUUUUAUACUUGACUUUUCUACAAGUCAACCCAAACUACUUUAAAAUUCUCCAAAAUAAUGUAACAAUAUAGCUUGGAUCCUCCAUGACAAUCCUAACUUAAAAUAUUCUGUUGCUAUGUUAGUCCAUGUUUCACACAUUAUGCUUGAUCCAACGCCAUGGUGAUUCUGGGUCUUGGUAUUAUCCCUACCAUAUACAAUGGAAUCAAGUUCUACUAAGUUCGAGAAGUUCAUAUAAAGUAAGACCAGAAUGGUGCUUAUAGCAGAAUGUCUGAUGCUCAGUUUUGGCAAAUUGUAAGAAGAGUUUAAAGUACACUACAAACUCUGACAAGCAGUUAUAUAUUUAGGAUGCCAUGAAAACUAAAGAUAUGUGUUGGUAACUGACCCACAGUGUUCAUGACAAUUACGGAACCAGUGGUCAUCACUGGAAAGUACUUGUAUUCAUUGUGGCUAAACUGAAUGCCUCAUUUUAGAGAACAGAAAGCCUUCGUAAGUUUUCUUAAAGUUCUAUUUAUGAUUAUCCACUUAGUUAAAAAAAAAAAAGGGAAGUAACAAAUACAGAAUAUGAUAGAUUUUAGACAGUACACUUUAAAUUUAUAUUGAAUCUAAGAUUUGUACUAAUCUUCAAGCCCUGAUCACAAAAAUGUUCCUUAUGUUUUGCUUCUAGCAACCCUAGGAGCUGGGGAAUUUGGACCUUCCCAUGGGCAGAUUUUUACGGGCAGAUAUGUCAGUCAUGGGAUCUAAUCCCUCGUCUUUAGAGUCUUAGGAUCCUGUAAUAUGAGAGAAAGGAUGACCACAUUGGGCUUCAUGCCUUCAGGUUGCAUUUAGAAAAAACUUUUUUUUUUUUUUUUUUUUUGUCACAAUGGGAAUGAAGAAUGAAAAGGAUGUAUGUCUGGAUGGUCACGGUGACCCCACUUGUGACCUACCGCACCAAACUGAAAGCAAAUCAGUGUGUGCAGUCCCCAUUGCAAGCCCUGAGCUGACUGGAGGGUGGAAGGAGAACUGAUCAAGAUGAGGAACUCACUUUUAUCUUCUUGCUUUCUGGGCUUGUACUUUAAAAAAUGAGACAUACAGACAUCUCUUUUGGUUCUCUAAAUCUUCCUUGCCCCUUCUGGUCUGUUUCCCUGCACUAAGAUGGCCAGUAUGGUCGCCUUCUUCUCCACCUUAGCCUAUAUUAGCUCUACAGAUAGUAAAGAUUCAGGCAGCAUAUGGGACACAUGAUACAGCCUAAUAUGUCAGUAACUAGUGAAAAUAAAUUUCUCCUUCCACCUAUUCGUAGUCUGGAAGCUGUGCUGUUUUCCCCCUGGUGGAAGUAAAGCCAUCUUCAUUCUUAGCACAUGGGAAUAAGGAUUCUCCCUGGUUUUAAGGAUCAUGAUGGUGUUUGUGUUUGGAUGGGUGGGGGAAGGGAAAGACAAAUUGUUUUUCCAGGUACUUGAGAAUUUGGAAGAGAUAUUAAUAUCUGCAUAAAUAUUUAUGUACAGAGAUGUUUAUCAUUAUGUUACUGACAAGAUUUAGAAAAUUGUAAACAAUAGAAAUAUUGAAAAAUGUUUACAAAAAAAAUCAAACCCACUGCCAUCAAGUGAAUUCUGCAUGAUAGCUGCCCUAUAAGACAGAGUAGAAAUGUCCCAUAGGGUUUCCAAGGCUGUAAAAUCUCUAUGGAAGCAGACAGCCACAUCUUUGUCCUGCAGAGCACCUGGUGGGGUUCAUAUCUCAAAUCACUGACCUUUUAUUUGGCAGCUGAGCAUGUUAACCACUGUGCCACCAGGGCUGUAUAUUAAAAAUAGUUAACAUCUAAUUAGUUGGAUUGUGAGCAUUUCUUCUAAUAUGCAUUUUUAAUGAAUUCCUUAUAAUUAAUAUGGAAUUAAUAUGGGUGAUUAUUUUUGGAAUCUCUAAAAUUAAUUUUAUUUCUUUAAGUAGUAAAGCCACUGAAUAAAGUCAAAUAUUUUUAAAAAUCAGUUUUAUCCAUUUAUUUGAUAGCAAAUAUGAUGUUACUCCCUUGCUGUAAAAUCUUUCACUGACUUCCUAUUAACUUUAAAGUCUAAAUUCUAAUAUAUAUACAAUGAUUUUUAUAAUCUGAUUGUAUCUAAAUGGCAACCUCACUUUCUAUCUAGUUUUCCUUUCCUCCUUGCACUCUCAGAUUACCAAUUUAUUUGUUAUUCCUCCAGAACAGAAUCUAUCACAUGUUAGUGUCUUUGGAUAUGCUGCCCCCAUCCUCUGGAAUGCAAUUCACUCUAUUUUCAUCUGUCAAAAUUCCUCUGCAGAAAGCCUGUCUGCCCUGAUUCCCACAAGAUACACAGGCUGUGUUUCUUUUGUGCUCUAAUUGUAGAUGGUGAAUACCAUACUAUUACUUGUGGUACAGUGCUUUCUGAGUUUCCUGACGGUCAAAGGUGUGCUUCUGAUUUCUGUAUGUUACUCUUCACAACGUGUGCUGGGUUCACAGAAGGAACUUAAUAAUUGGAGGAAGAGGAAUUACACAUACAUUAUCAAAGAGUGGGAGAGGUAGACAUAAUUCAGUAUAUUUCAAAUUUUUCAAAUGAUAAUAUAAAAAUUACACAUAGAUCAAAAUUGAAUACAAAAAAUCAACAUAUCAAUAUAAUAAUGUCAAGCAUAAAAUGAUAUACAAUACAGCUCACAUGAGAUAAAACUAAGAGUUAACACACACAGAUGCUCGAGUUCAGUAUUAGUUUUUCUUAUACUAAACAGUGGAUGCUAUGGUACCAUUUUACAUUUAUUCCAUUAGAAAAAUCAUAUUAAACAAUCAAAAUACAUAUUAACAAGGCUGCAGAAAUCCUGCAACAUUCAUAAAUCAUGGAAGCAUUUCUUUAUUCAUGCAUCCAUUCAACCUGCAUUUAUUAUCUAUUCUGUGUUAUGCGUAGUAACAGGAACUGGGGAUACAAAUUGAAUAAGAUAUUGGCCAUGCCCUCAAGGAGAUUAUUGCAAUGAUACAUGCACAGACAGAUUUUAGGAGAUAACUCGAGUGAUAUUUAUGUCAAAAUAGGGGCUACAUCAGGAAAAAAAUUCCAGUGAGGAGAGAAACCUUAAAUUAAUAUUUAAACUAAGAAUAAGGGAGGGAAAAAGUGAGCAAGGUUAAUGAAAGCACAAAGUAAUAAAGUGGGAUGACUCACUCAAGGGCUUAAAUAUUGGUGCAUCAUUUAGAAAAGUAAAUUUAAAAAAGAAUAAUAAAUAUGUUCAUACACUUUGACUCAAUGAGUUUUGUGCUGGAAAAUUAUGAUGCUAAAACAUUCCAAAGGACAAAAUAUAAUGCCAGUUCAUUUCUAAAGCUAAAGGAAAAGGAAAUAGCUUAAAUGUCCAGAACUGGGUAACUUAUUAGGUAAAUGAUAGCAUAUUGAUUUACGACAUUAUUAUAUGGUUCUCAAUAUUAUUGAGUGUUAAAAUUAUAUAGCAGCAUGGGAAAAGUUUAUAAAAUGAGGUAGGGGAACUAUGAAAUGCUACAUUUAUGUUACCAGGUUGUGAAUACUGUUUGUUAUUUUUUUCUAGAAGACUUACAGCCUCACUUUUUAUAAAAUGCUUAGACCUAUGAUCCAUUUCAAAUUAAUUUAUGUUUAGCAUAUGGGAUAAAAUUUGAGGUUAACUUUGUUUCCAUAUGGGUUUUGUGUUGUUCCAGCAAAAUUUGUUGAAGAGUUUUCUUUUCCUACUGAACUGCUGUGAGGUUUUGGUGAAAAAUCAAUUGACUAUAGAUGAAUGGGCCUCUCUUGGACCUUCUAUUCUAUUUCACUGACCUAGUUGUCUAUCCUUAUGCCACUUCCACACUGCAUUGUAUAUGGCUGCUUUAUAGAGAAUCUUCUAGUUUUGUUAAAUUUACCUAUUUGACUUUGUAGUUGCUUUGUACAUGCCUUAAAAGUUUCUUUGCAGAAAAUCAUGUCAUCUACAAAAGCAAAGUUUUACAUAUUCCUUUCCAAUUUUAUACACCUCCCCUUUUUAUUGCCCUUCUACACUUGCAGGAGCCCUGGUGGCACAGUGGUUAAUGGCUAAGCUGCUAACCGAAAGGUCAGCGGUUCGAAUCCAUCAGCCACACCGUGGGAGUAAGAUGAUGCGGGCUGCUCCUAUAGAAAUGGUACAGCCUUGGACGUGCUAUGGAGCAGUUCUACUCUGUCCUAUAGGGUCGAUAUGAGUCAGAAUCGACUCCAUGGCAACUGGAAAUGGGGCUGCAUUUGUGAGGCUCUCUGGUACAAUUUUGAACAAGGUGAGCAAUAGAAAAAAGAAAACAUUAAUCUUAAGGGAACAUCAUUCAAUAUUUUGCCAUAAAAAGUUAUGCUAUUUUCCUUCCUCUAUUGAGAUGAUCACUUGUUUUUCUCUCCUUAUUCUCUUUAAAUGUUGAUUUAUUUAUUUUCAAAUGUUAACGAAACUGUGUUAGUGAGAUAAACCCCACUUUGUCAUGUUGUAUUGCUCUUUAUGUAUAUUAUAGGAUUCUAGUUGCUAAUAUUUUGUUAAAGAUGCAGUUUCUUAAUUUUUAUUUCUUGUGAUAUCUUUGUCAGGUUUUAGGAUCAGAUUUAUACUCCUCUCAUAAAAAGACUUGCUAUGAAUUCCUUCCUACUCUAUUUUGUAAAAGAGUGUUUAUAUUUGUCUCUAUUUUUUCUUAAAAUUUUUAUAAAACCAUCUGGACCUUGAGUUUCCUUUACAGCAAGUUUUUGAUUACAUAUUCAAUUUAUUUUAUGGUCCAAGAGCUAACGUGAUUUUCUCUUUCAACUUGUGUCAGUUUUAGAAAUGUAUGCUUUUUAAGGAAUUUGUAUGUUUUAUCUAAAAUGUUGAAUUUAUUGGAAAAGAAAAGUUAAACUUUAUAUAAGUUAAAUAUUUCUGCUCAUUAAAAACACCUUUAAAAGGAUCUGGUUCUGGUUAAGAUUGAAAAAGUGCUCUCUACCUGGAUUCUCACACUGAAUGCAUGGAGCUGCUACCUGAAGACUCUGAAAGAAGGCGUUUGGUCUAAAGCAUACAGAGCAGCCUGGCUGAGCAUUCCACAUAGACAAAAGUCCGUGUUCACAGUUUAACAAUAUCUUCUCGAAUCAUUAUCACCAUAACAAGUCAAGGAAUUGUGUAGCUGAGAAGAAACUGCCCAGAGGUAAAUGGCAGCAGGAAACCACUCCACAGUGACUGAGUUCCUCCUCGCUGGGCUAACAGAAAAGCAAGAGCUCCAGUUGCCUCUCUUUCUUUUCUUCCUAGGAGUCUAUGUGGUCACAGCACUGGCGAAACUGGGCAUGAUCACACUGAUUGGGCUCAGUUCUCACCUGCACACCCCCAUGUACUAUUUCCUCAGCAGUUUUUCCUUCACUGAUCUCUGCUGUUCCACUGUCAUUACCCCCAAAAUGCUGGUGAACUUUGUGACAGAAAAGAACAGCAUCUCCUACCUUGAAUGCAUGACUCAGCUCUACCUAUUUGCAUUUUUUAUUAUAUCAGAAGGCUCUAUGCUAGCUGUGAUGGCAUAUGAUCGCUAUGUUGCCAUCUGUAGUCUAUUGCUUUACAAUGUCACUAUGUCUUAUCAGGUCUGCUCCUGGCUGGUAGUUGAGGUAUAUAUGAUGGGUUUGAUUGGUGCCACAGCUCAUACAUUUUGCAUGCUUAAAGUGGUUUUCUGCAAGGCUAAAAUAACCAACCAUUACUUCUCUGAUCUUUUUCCACUACUGGAGCUCUCCUGCUCCAGCACUUAUAUCAAUGAAGGGGUAAUUUUUUGCUUCAGUACAUUUAAUAUUCUUGCAUCUAUCUUGACCAUCCUUGCCUCCUAUGUCUCCAUCAUUGCCAGCAUUCUGCUCAUCUGCUCCACUGUGGGCAGGUCCAAAGCCUUCAGCACAUGCAGCUCCCACAUCACAGCUGUUACAAUCUUCUAUGGUUCUGCAGUAUUCAUGUACCUGCAGCCAUCAAGUGUUUGCUCCCUGAACCAAGGCAAAGUUAUUAUUAUAUUUUAUACCAUUAUUGUGCCAAUGCUGAAUUCGCUGAUCUACAGCCUGAGGAAUAAGGAUGUCAAAGUUGCUCUAAAUAAAAUCAUUGAGAAAAGACUAUUUUGCAAUGGCAAAGACCUCUAAUUCUUGGAGAAGAUUUAGUAAGUAAGAAUUGUAGAGAUAGCAACAUAUAUACAGAAGUAGUGAGAUUAUUGCAUUACUUAUUUGGAAGAAAUAUCUAAAGGAUAAGACUAGAUUCACAGGGUCACAUGGAGGACAGGGUCAAUUCUAGGAAGUCCCAGACGUCACCCAUAGUAACCCAUAUUACCUCUAAACACUUUUGAAAAAAUCUACAAAGGACUUCAAGUGGGGAUAUUAUAAUUUAUAUACAUGGGACUUAGCACUUUGUUUAAAAAAGAUUUAUUUAUCUCAAUUCAUAGAAUGAUCUGUUUGGGUUGUAUUUUUUGAUCUUCUUAACAAUUUGUGUAUCUGACCUUUAUUACUAAUAAAUGUGCAAACACACUCUUCUGGAGAAAAGUGAUCUCAAAAUAAUUUUUAAUCAUUUGAAAUCUACAAAAUUCAAUUCCUACUAGCUACUAUGUACAGAGAACUGUAUUAAGGAAUAUGGGGCAGAUGGUGAAUUACAAGACAAAAUUACUCCCCAUAAGAUUAUAACAAUAUGGUGGAAGAGACUGGUAGAAUAAUCAUGGCUAAAUACAUUAUAUGUAUUUGUACUUAUUUCUUUAUGCAACUUUUUUUUACUGUGCUUUAAGUGAAAGUGUACAUUUCAAGUCAGUUUUUCAUACAAAAAUUUAUACACAUAUUGUUAUGUGUCCUUAGUUGCUCGCCCCGUAA